This is a messenger RNA of Notodromas monacha, 1794 nucleotides long. NCBI's taxonomy places the organism in Eukaryota, Metazoa, Arthropoda, Ostracoda, Podocopida, Cyprididae. The record is from the annotation of a GenBank genome assembly.
AUCCGUGGUAUUCUUGUAGGAUUUCCUGUGGAGCCGUAGAAAUUCCUUCUGGACGUGGUUCACUGAAAAGGCGACGUUGUCUCGACAGGUGUUGGAUGUGUUUUUAGUUCCUUAGAAGUAUGUAUCGUACCUUGGGCAUCAGUCAGCUUUCCUUCGAGGAAGCGCUUCUGCUUCGCAGAGAAUUUAUUCCGGAAAGCUCUUGUCUACAUUUCGCGAAAAGCCCGGUUUGCAUAGAGCGAGGGAAGGGUCAGUAUUUGUUCGAUGACAAGAAUUGUCGCUAUCUGGACUGCUUCUCUUCGUACUCUCCAGUGGGACACAGUCACCCUGAAGUUGUCGAAGUCGGUCGUAGAGUUUUGAGUUCGUUCCUCUCUCGGAAUCCGGCGCAGUUCCGUAGGGAUGAGGUCGUCCCACGGAAGCGAUCUAAGAGAACGAGUUACGGGGAUUUUGAUACCCCGAAUGAAAUAUCUGCAUUGACAGAAAGGCUUUAUGACGAGCUACGGAAGAGGCUUCCUCCGCAUUAUGAUACCAUCUACUUCGCGAAGUCUGGUGCGGAAGCGAACGAUAUCGCCGUGUUCCUGGCUAGAGCAUACACUAAAGGAGAGGAAACACUGGUCGUCGAUGAAUCUCAUCACGGGGAUCUCUCUACCAUCGCUGCACUGUCCGCGCGGAUGUUCCACCGACAUAAACUAAUUCCAGAGAAGUGGGUGCAUGUGUUGCCAGUUCCUGUCAAGGACUCCCCGGACAUGCUGGCAGAGGCCAAGAAGAAGAUAGCCGAUCUUAAAAGUCAGAACAGAAAACUUUGCUGCUUGCUGUGUGAACCCAUCUUCGGUCUCGCCGGAGGUUUCAUUCCCACCAGCUCGUGUAUGCAUUCUGUGGUGGAGCUGGUGAGAGAGAAUGGAGGGCUUUGGAUCGCAGACGAGAUCUUGACUGGUCUUGGUCGUCUUGGUACACAUUUCUGGGGCUUCGAAUUGCUGAACUCGGCGAGUGACCGGAAAUGUUAUCCCGAUAUUCUCACUGUUGGGAAGCCGCUCGGAAAUGGGUUUCCAAUAUCUCUGGUAAUCACGUCGUCAAAAAUAGCCAGCGCAGCUGGCGAUGCUCUUAAUCAACUGAAGAAACCACCUUUGGAAAGCGCAAUCGGAGCCGUUGUGUUGGGCAUAAUCGAUCGAGAUAAGAUGAUGGAGUCAGUUGCUAAGGUAGGUGCUGGUCUGAAAGCCAAACUGAUCAGUCGCACCAGGAAGCAUCAUAUUCUGGGAGACGUUCGAGGACAAGGAUUGUUAGUGAGCGUCGAUGUAGUCACUGACAAAGAAUCCCGAAUGUGCAAUAAAGUUGAUGCUCUGCACUUGUGGUACCUGCUGAAAGAGAGAGGAGUGCUUUGUUGCCUCGAGGGACCAGAGAGAAGUUCGUUGAUGCUCCAGCCCCCGUUGUGCUUCACUGCGGAAGACGGUGAGGAAUUCGUGGACGCCCUUUGUGGAUCAGUUGAGGCUAUGAGGAUGGCAUACGCGCCCAAGACGGAUCUUCGUUUCAGUCAAUUUGGUGAUGGCGGUUCCUCGUGUGGCACUUCUUGUAGUUUCGAAGAUCGACCUCUACCCCUGAAAUCGCGGGUCAUUGAAGACUUCGAAGAGUUGGACUGAAAGGAAGGCAGCGGCCUGGAUUGGAUGUUCCGAAAGAUGGUUGUGGGUUCGAAUUUUUGACUGUGUUUCCCCUCGGAAUUUUGGUUGUUUUACCUGGACGUAUCCUUUUUGUGAUGAGCGAGAGCUUGGACUGAAAUGCAAGGUGUUUUUUUGGAAGCCGGCA